Molecule: messenger RNA, 1509 nt
Organism: Caenorhabditis remanei
Lineage: Eukaryota; Metazoa; Nematoda; Chromadorea; Rhabditida; Rhabditidae
Exons: 7
Coding region: 1-1509 (502 amino acids)
Molecular function (GO): zinc ion binding
Source: RefSeq, a predicted model, not a curated record
AUGGCGUUACCUGUCAUUUACUCAAACACAGAUGUUUUGGAGUUUGAAAAAAACAAAGAGGCCAGCAUGGAAUUCACUAUUUCAUCUGCUUCAAUUUUAGAAAUGAAACAUAACUUACCACUAUGUUUCACAAUAGAUCCGAUUUAUUCUACAAUUCAACCACCGUCAAAUGUUAUAAAAGUCACAUAUUAUCCCAACUCCCCCUUCCAUUUCAUGAUGACCAAUAGAACGAUGAAAAUCGAUUUUUCUGCUAAACCAGCUGGCUCUGAUAAUGUUGUGAUGCUUUCUGUGGUGGUUCUGGUGGCAGAUAAAAUAAUGCAAGAGCAAGAGGAAAUGGAAGAAGAGAAACAAAAAGUCAACUUAUAUGAGCAACUUGAAUGCAAGAUUUGUGCGCGAAAGUAUUCGGAAGACAUUGAAGACCUCACACCGAUAGUGCUGAAUUGUGGACAUACCAUAUGCUGGUCUUGUGUCAAAAGUCUUCAAGUAGAUAUCAAUCUUCCGGUUCAGUGUCCAUUUGACAGAACAUAUACUUAUGACUCCGCCAGAAAUCUUCCCAAAAACCGGGUCAUAAUCGAUAUGAUUUGUGACCUCAAACGCAUGGUACUCAGUCAAACGCAUGGUACGUGUGACGAUCCAUUACUCCCAUGUUAUGAGAACGAUCAACACGAAGCCACGAUUCAUUGUACAACAUGCAAAGAGGAUUUCUGUAACAAAUGCUUUGCUUCCACUCACUCUUCAAGAAUUUUAUCCGCUCAUCAAGCAGUUCCGGUUUUUGAAAAGCCAUUGGUUCCACCAAAUUGUACGAUUCAUCCAGAUCAUGAAGUUCGCUAUGUAUGCACUGACAUCAAAUGUCAAAUCAUGUCAAAACUAUUCUGUGAGGAGUGUAAAAUUGGUGAACACGUUAGUCACACGUUUGAGGGAGUGGAACAAUUAAUAGAGAAUAACGCGAAAGAUGUGGAAGACGCUGUGAAGAAAUUAAAAGAAGAAGAAGCGAAAAUGUUGAACUUGAAAAUGGAAAAAGUUAAAAAAGUUCUCAAAUCAUUCGAUAAAUAUGGAAAUGAAUAUGUUCUUUAUGUCAAUUCAAUCACGCAAUACUUUGAACAAAAAAAGGCAUCGGCUUUGAAGAAAUUUGAAGCUUUUGUGGACUCCGAGAGUGCAAAAACUGAACAGGGAAUGCUUAACAUUCAAACGCAUGGAGACUCAAUAGCAGCGUUGAGAAAAGAAUUGGAGAAAAUGUUGUGCAGAAGACAAGGAUUAUUCGAUGUGAAAGAUGAAAUUGAUCUUGCAGCAAAGAUGUCUAAUUUGGAAAACGAAGUGAACGAUGACUUCAAUUCCUUAUCCCACUUCUGCAUCUUAUAUGAAAUGGUGACAAAACCUACGCUCCAUCCAAUGUUCGCUAAGCGAGAACGAGCACCUAAACAAGAUGAUGGUGUAGUCGAAGGAAAAACGUCCCGUAAGCGAACACGAGUAGCUGAUGAUCAUGAGAUCGAAGAAAUAACACUCGAAUAA